Molecule: messenger RNA, 4538 nt
Organism: Asterias rubens (European starfish)
Lineage: Eukaryota; Metazoa; Echinodermata; Asteroidea; Forcipulatida; Asteriidae
Exons: 1
Coding region: 1501-4299 (932 amino acids)
Source: RefSeq, a predicted model, not a curated record
UACGAUUCGGACGUAAUGAUGUGCGCGGAUGAGCGGGUAAUGAGGCAAGGUUACCGGCGUCUGUUUCAUUAUACAACCACGGAGCCAAGGCAAGCAUUCUCAUUAUCUCAAGGCAUUGUUUAGAUGUCGUAACGCACAUGGUGAGGGGCGAGGUAACUAUUUUAAUUUAGGGAGAAAAUCUCCAAUUUCACGAUUUAGCGGAAGUGCUAUCCCAGGCCCUUGCAGUCCCAUGUGUUUUGCGAGGGCGAAAAGGCGACAGAUGGCUCGGAAAUUACGCGUGCUGUGGUCCGAGGAUUUCAGUGUGAACUUUUGAAGACGUAUUGUGCUUUGGGUGUCUACGUGUCGUCAAUAACUCCUCGCUUUCGGUUGCCAUCGGACCACAUCUGUCUAUCACUUUAAUGUGUCAGUCUUGUAGCAGGACAGUUGUCAGUGUAGGCCAUUGUGAACACAGAGCUAUCUGCACAUGAACAUGUACAGUGCACAACAUGAAUGGCAUUUUGGAGUUACGAGAUGGACUACGGGGUGUAGCGUGUCGUAGCCGUGGGGCAUGCCGUAUGGCACCCGUCAUCACAUCCAGCAAUUCACGCCCAGUAUUAGAGUCCGGGGACUCAAACCACCGCAGUGAUUGAUUCACGGCAAGUAAUUCACGACAUUAUUUUUUUCUGAAUCUUUGCCGAAGUAUACCCUGACAAUUACAAAUCUAAAAUACCUCAGUUAUUUAAAGUGUUUUGAUAUUCUACUCGAUGUCAAGUAGAAGUAAGGAAUAAUGAAUGGAUCAAGAAUGAUAAUUUUAUCCGCGUUUUCUGACUCACUGAGCAUUAUGCAUUGUAUGCGCAGCUUGCUCUAUGGCUGAAGUGACUCAGUAACCAUGUCAACAAACCGAUGUACGUGAAUUUCAUUACGAACUGGUUAAGCGGUGGUAAAGCGGUUUGCUCUAUUCGAGGGAUGUGCUAUUAUUGGAUAUUGUAUCAAAUGUGUAUGUGCUGUUAGACCAUUCAUUGCUCAAUGGUUAGACUAGACAGUGCACGGUACACUCUUCAACCAAGGUCUACACCAUUGGUCUGGCCGGAAACCGGUGACUUUUCCCGCUCACACACGGGUAGCGUUUUCUCUUCCUGCCUAUAAAGAUCUACGCUUAUUUUAGAAUUAUAAACUGGGAAAACCAGCCCAUCCACCCGACGAACGAGUCACAUGAACAUGACAGCACAAUAUGAAUAGACAUCAACGUCUGAACAUCUAUUCUGGGUUCAUCGGUUGUCCCAUUGAACAUUGGACAUCGUGGAUAUAUAAAAUAGCAGAGUUUGCGAAAAUUGGAUUCAUUACUUCGGUGGAGGUUAAACUGGACUGUCUAGCGUGCUCGAAUUGAAAGUGUACCUAUUGAACGUGCUAUCUAUAUUUUGAUGCUAUAAAAGUACUUGGUGAUGAUGGAAUAAGCCUGUGUGAGUCAUAGUUAACAGCUUGUUAACGCAAGAGCAUUAUUAUCGCAGUCAUUAAAAGGACAUGAUAAUUUCGGACCGGGUCUUUAAUAUUACAAUGACUGCUGCUAUGCGUGGCAACAUGUCGUCUCUAUGGAUGUUCUUCUUUGUCGUGGGGAUAACUUUACAACGGAGUUUGGCGAUUUACACGUUUCGCGAGCAACCGUCGGACACUAGCGCGUUGCAGGGGAGCACAGUGGUGCUUCACUGCUCCGUUGAGCAGUACAUAAACACCACGGCCAUCGUUUGGUGGAGCCGUGACUCGGUCAUCAGCCACAACAAAGACCUGAAACUGUCCAGUCUAAACACCGACCAGCUCCAAAGGUACUCGAUUUCAGGCGACGCAUCUCGGGGGGAAUUCAACCUUAGAAUAGUGAACUUUACCGCCACAGACGCCGCCAGUUACCGCUGUCAGAUGUUUGCGGCGUCAACCCACGAGGGAUUUUUUAAAUUCUCUCACACCGCAGAGCUGACCGUUGCACCAUUCGAUCCCCAGUGUUACGUGAAGUCCUCGGUCAGUAUACCUAUGGUAGGAGACACUGUAGAUUUAGUGUGUGAAUCACGUAACCCGAACUAUAUGGGGGAACUGAGGUGGAUGUACUCGGCUAAAUCAUUGCCAUCGUUUCUGACUGGUAACACGUCUCGUAACCCGGUUUUGCGGAACGUCGUGACGCGUGUGUUGACAUACAAGGAUUACGACGCACGUUUUAUGUGUUUUGAGCAGAGCCGAACGUGCUUUCUCAUCCCGUUACGUCGUUUUAUUCCAGUACUCCUGCAAGCUGCCGACGAAAACCCAAUGAUCGGAGACAAUUUAACGUACAGGUGUGUGGCAAAUAAAGACCUUAGACCCCUCGCCUAUAACUGGUUCAUCAACGGUCACGACACCGGAGUAUACACUGAGGAAUUUACCUUUGGACCCGUGAAUGCAUCGCACAACGCCAGUAUCUUAGAGUGUGCUGUGAAACAUUCCACUGGUUUUAAAGGUAAUGAUAGCGUAACAAUUAAUUUACAGCAAACACUAAACGGCGGUUCUAGUACCAUGUCCCCCGAUACUGGCGGGUUUUCCCGUCCACGCACCUCAACUUUUGGAGGUGGGUUGUCCCCUGGUUUAGAAUCCACAUCCCUGCUAAACGCCCUCUUUGAAAACCAGGGGAACGCGAAAACACAAGAAGACACAUGGGAUGGACUUAUUAUGCCGUUAGUAAUCAGCGCUUCGGUUGUUGGGCUCUUACUCAUUACCGUAAUUGUACUCUUGACUGUAUUUCUCUCCCGCCAGAGGGCGUCUAACCGUAGAGUCACUGAUUCAAAGACUACUGACACACGUGGUCCGCCAUCGGAUUGUGUGCCGCUUGACUAUGUCGCAAACACGAUUACCGAUUCCCCAUCCAUUAGUAUCGGUACUUUGAAAGGAUAUAAGAACCCAGCCGGCUGUGGUUCAGUGGACACAUUUGAACUGGAUACGGACCCUGAAUGUCAGCCCGAGUAUUUCACACUGGAACACCCGUACUCAAACCCGUACUACGAAGGAAUACCAGGACAGGCGAAGCUCGAACAAAAAAGUAUCGACACUGAGAAUCAAUGUUCAGAGUUUGACGGUAUCGAAGUGUCGGAAACCAUUACUCCGGACUGUGAUUUGACCGCUCGUAAUCGCAGGUUUAGUUUUGGGUCGAGUCGUCCACCCCCGGUACCAGCGGGACCCAUUGCAUUGCCUCAGGUAUCAAUGAUAAUCCCACCUGAAUUUGGGGGCAACGAUGCCGAGGUGGAGUCUCUUGUUGCUGCGUAUGCCAUAACGGACGUUGCACGCCCGUCAGGAACAUCAGAUGCAAAGCACCGCGGUGGAAGUCUCAAGCGCCCUCUGCCGGCAAGGCCUAGUGAGUACCGCGCACCUAGUGUGACAUUCGUAGAAGAGCAACCGUUCCGCCGGUUCGGUAGUUUGAAGUCUCUCGGCCAACCAGCAGUCGGCGCAAUGGCGAGAUCGAACAGUCUUAAGCGACCUCUACCAGCUAAACCCAAAGAUGAUGCAGUCACACCUGGGCACCGUACUCCAGACCCUUACCGUGCCCCUAACUCCCUAUUCGCCAACAUUCCUCCAUUUUUAUCUAGUGAGGCAUCCGCUGUAGCCGUCCUAGGAGCCGAGAGUGACCGCCCCAGUGCCGUCACUAAAACACAUAAAUUCCAAUUACGCGAUGUCCCACAGAAAUACCAAAGACCAGCCAACGUUAAUCUGGAGAGAUUAUCGGCUGCAACGUCGGCAAGUGAAGGGGACUACGCGGAGAUAGAUUCAGACCAGGAUGUAACUGAAACUGACAACCUCCUUUCAAACUAUCAGACCAACGAAAACAAAGCCAAAACCCCCAGCACUGGGAUUGAUGAUUCUGACUCAGAAAGUAAGGAUACGGGAUCACUUGAGAUCGAGGUUGUGUUCGAAGAUGAUUACGCAAUGGUUGAUGAAAGUGAAGACCAAUCAGAUUCUAUCAAUGAUCUUCGCAACCAAUCAUCGCCAACCUUACAGCCAAAGUUAACAUGCGAGUUACCUACGGACUCGGAUUGUGAGGACACAGUUGUGUCUCCCCUCAAAGACACUCACCAAGAAAACCCCAAAUUGAACAAAGACGGGACACUUCAGUACGCCCGGGUUCAAAAACCUAAAUGUGUAAGCGGCUCAGUCGGUGAUGCUAAGGAGAGUUCGGACGGUGUAAACAAACGGCCAUGUGCUUUGGACUUGUCGCCAACUAGUGCGUGUUUCCCAACGGAAACGCCUGAUAGUUGUCAAGAGAGGGCGUUUGUUCAAACUGCCGAACCCCAUUAUGCUCUGGUCAAAUAGAGUUGUAUUUACCAACAUGCAAGGUAUCGCUGUUGUUUGUGGAGAAGUAAAAUCAUUUCAAUCCUCAUAUUUAACCAAUAACAUUAAUAGCUAUUGCAGUGUGCAACUUCAAACAAUAAUGAUAGUUAAGAAACAAAGCAUGCAAUGAUGCCACCCAUCUCUGACAUUGUUGUUUUACUUUUUGAAAAUCCAGCUGGGACAGAAUUAAAGGAACACGUUGCCUGGGAUCGGUCGCCUUG